Bacillus rossius redtenbacheri is the source of this 918-nucleotide messenger RNA. RefSeq names its product hemolymph lipopolysaccharide-binding protein-like. Gene Ontology annotation, cellular component: external side of plasma membrane. The transcript is spliced from 5 exons. Bases 130 to 792 code for a protein of 220 amino acids. Gene Ontology annotation, biological process: biological process involved in interspecies interaction between organisms. Lineage: Eukaryota; Metazoa; Arthropoda; Insecta; Phasmatodea; Bacillidae. Gene Ontology annotation, molecular function: carbohydrate binding. The record is from RefSeq and is a predicted model, not a curated record.
UAAGAUUCCGUCUUCAUAGGGUGUAACCGUAUGCCUAUUACUUUGUUUUAAUAUGGUAUGACAUAUUCUAAAUAACGUUAUAGGGUCCUUUGAAGAAUACUGUUGAGGCGACUGUCCCGCAGAGCGGAGAUGCUGCCCGUGUGGCUGCUCGUGCUCGCAGCAGGGGCGGUGCGACAUGUUGCCAGCCAACCAGGGGCCGAGGCGCGCUGUGUCCUGGCGCGCCUGCGCGUGGAGGGAGACAACAGAGAGGCGGGCAACUGGUCGGUCAGCGUGGGCAGCCUGCAGGGUAUUAUUUCACAUACCUUUGAAGGAAGAGUUGCUGAAGGUGAUUAUUCAGGAAAAUGGAAAGCGGCAGUAUACUACCACCUGAAAGGAUGUGGAACACAUGACGAACAUGGGCAGCCCCACGUAAUGCGAACGUACGCCUUUCACUCUACACGCUCUACGUGGGAAGAUGCGGUGAAGACCUGCGAGUCCAAAGGCGCUUCGCUCGCGUUCCCCGACUCCGAGGAGGAAGCUAAGGCGCUGCGAGAAAUCUUCUCUCAGCACCACAACAUCAGCGACAACGUAUUCAUAGAGAACCAGGCUCGCAUAGGUGCUUAUUCGCCCCAUGAAGACGGGCAUUUUGUGAUGCUUAAUGGAAAAGCAGUAAAUAAAAAUAAAUUCAUCCGGUGGGCAGAAGGACAACCAGACAACUAUCUCCAAGAAGAAAACUGUGUGGCUAUUUUGCGUGAAGGUUUACUAAAUGAUGUUCCAUGCUGGCUUCAAUUACCUUUUAUCUGUGAAAAAUGAAUUUUUAGUGCCUGCUUUCUUAUAACACAAUUUCCGAGAAUAUAUGAAAAAAGGAUGAAAAAAUUUCUUUAAAAUAAAAAUUUUUGUAAUCUUAUUUAAUUGUCAAGUAAAAAAAAAUCACUAACA